AUGGGAUAUGUGCCCAAGCCCGCGCAGGCACCCCGACUUCGCUAUAUCCAUUUCAAUGUGGCAGGAAUCGAUCGUGUUGCGCAUGAAGAGGUGUUCCGGGACUCGAACAUCACUAUUGCUAGUUCCACUGGGGCACCGGCAAUCGCAGUCAGUGAGUGGAUUUUUGGCGUCCUUUUGGCACAUUAUCGUCAACUGUUCAUGUUCAAGGAAUGGCAAGAUAAUAGCACCUGGGGCAGACUAGGCCCAAAUACGCUUACCUCGAGCUUAGACGGUAAAAGAAUGGGUAUUGUUGGAUAUGGCACGAUUGGCCGUCAGGUGGCUCGCAUUGCGCAAGCUCUGAGCAUUCAGACCGUUGUCUAUACCUCGACGCCUCGAAUCACGGCAGCAGAGAGGAGAAAUAAUAGCUUUGUCCAGUCUGGGUCGGGAGAUCCAGACGGGACCAUUCCAAGUCAAUAUUUCCACGGGAAGACGAAAGCGGAUUUUCAACACCUCCUCAGUCAGGAUCUAGACAUUUUGGUGCUUGCCCUGCCGCUGACUCCGGCCACAAGACACUUGGUGGGCAAGGACGAGCUACGGAUUUUGAACGCCAAAGCUGGAGCUUAUCUGGUCAACAUUUCUCGAGGGGCUAUUCUCGACCAAGAUGCGUUAUUGGAGUCGCUACAAAAAGGUGCUGGCAAUGGUGGCCUCCAAGGAGCCGCGCUCGACGUUACCGAUCCUGAGCCUCUGCCAUCUGACAGCAAUCUGUGGGCAGCGCCCAAUAUUUUCAUCUCACCACAUGUCAGCUCCAUCACCCCGCAAACGAUCGGCCGGUCCUAUGCAAUUCUGGCAGAGAGCCUCAAGCGCCAGGCUCGAGGUGAGAACCUACUCAACGUUGUCAAAGCGCCACAGACAGAGCGGCUCUGA
Talaromyces atroroseus is the source of this 903-nucleotide messenger RNA. RefSeq lists its product as hypothetical. NCBI's taxonomy places the organism in Eukaryota, Fungi, Ascomycota, Eurotiomycetes, Eurotiales, Trichocomaceae. The record is from RefSeq and is a predicted model, not a curated record. Gene Ontology annotation, molecular function: NAD binding. The transcript is spliced from 2 exons. Bases 1 to 903 code for a protein of 300 amino acids.